AUGAGUUUGAAUCUUCCUUCGCGGCGCCUGCUAAGGUCUGCCGCAGUUCUUACGACAUCCCAUCCACCUAUCGCCGUCCUCGUCCCAUUAUAUACCAACCAGCGAAGAUCGCUAUGGGACAACUUCUCAAAGCGUCUCGACGAUGCAAAGAGGAUGCUCACGCCGAGCAAGGCCUCCAAGAACCCCUUGACAGAGGAAUACCUGAAGAAGAGAUCAGAUACCCAGCGACAACAACAGCCUGAGCGAGGAGAUAUCACACCAGCGUCUAUCUUCAAAGAUGAUAAUACAAGACAUAGACAAGGCGGCGAGGAAAAUAAAAUUGUACCUAGAAGCCCCAAAAUAAUGGCCAGAGCACUGGACGCAAAUCCCAGAGCUACCAUUGCGUGGAAACGGAAGAAGGUAAUACAGGAGGUCAGAAAACGAGGGCGUUUGACCAAGGAGCAAACGUUGAAGAGAACGGAAAGGGUGCUAUUGUCAAGGAGUCAUGAUUUCAAGACUUCAGUGAAGAAAUUGGUUCCUUUGGCUAAGCAAAUCGCGGGCAAGACGGUGGAAGAUGCGAUCAUUCAGAUGAGAUUCUCAAAAAAGAAGGCUGCGAAGGACGUCAAAGAGCAUCUGGAGCAUGCGAAGAAUGAGGCUAUUCUAAAGAGGGGUAUGGGGUUAGGGAAGGUCGCAAGAACAUCCACUGAAAAUUUCAAGACGCGAUAUAUCGUGACUAAGGAUAGGAAGAGAGUUAAGGUGGAGGAUCCGACUACGCUAUAUGUUGAUGAGGCUUGGUGUGGAAAGGGAGACUGGACCCCAGAUUACGAUUACAGGGCGAGAGGAAAUGUUAACAUCAUGAAGAACAGGACAACGAGUCUUUCGCUUGUGUUGAAGGAAGAGAAAACUCGCAUUAGACUUCAUGAAGAGCGGGAUGAGAAGCUCAAGAAGAAAAAGGUCUGGGUUCAAUUGCCCAAUAGACCUGUGACUGCACAAAGACAGUUCUACUCAUGGUAG
Sclerotinia borealis F-4128 is the source of this 993-nucleotide messenger RNA. NCBI's taxonomy places the organism in Eukaryota, Fungi, Ascomycota, Leotiomycetes, Helotiales, Sclerotiniaceae. The record is from the annotation of a GenBank genome assembly.